Molecule: messenger RNA, 1641 nt
Organism: Eremothecium cymbalariae DBVPG#7215
Lineage: Eukaryota; Fungi; Ascomycota; Saccharomycetes; Saccharomycetales; Saccharomycetaceae
Gene: MRH4
Product: ATP-dependent RNA helicase
Exons: 1
Coding region: 1-1641 (546 amino acids)
Biological process (GO): maturation of LSU-rRNA from tricistronic rRNA transcript (SSU-rRNA, 5.8S rRNA, LSU-rRNA)
Cellular component (GO): nucleolus
Molecular function (GO): ATP binding; nucleic acid binding
Source: RefSeq, a predicted model, not a curated record
AUGUAUAUUUUGAACUCUUUGAGAUUACAGAAGCGAUUACCAGAAGCUGUGCGAGUACAAUUAUGGUGCUUUCGUCGAUGCAAAGUGGCAUCUAGGGUCACCGAAUUGAAAAGGAAGACAAAUUUGCAUAGUAAACCAUUCCAAUAUGGUAAACAUGGAGGUCUAACCACUGGUGAUGAGCAACUAUUAUAUGAUAGCAAGAAAUUGGUAGAAAAAAUUACAGAUUUUGAUCAGUUGAAGGUGCUUCCAGAUGUGAGAACUUCAUUGAGGGCAAUAAUUGCCAGUGAGACAAUAGUUAACAAUUCACUGCACGAAGAGGAGUUUGAUUUAAGCAAUGGAAAGCUAAUGGAGUCUGCAGCAAAUAUUAAGCCCACUCCUAUUCAAGUGACUGUGAUUCAAAGAUUGUCGAAAAAGCUGAUGGAUCCAAGGCUGCAGGUUCAUUUGGUUGCAGCAGAGACAGGUUCAGGAAAGACUAUGUCUUAUAUCUUUCCUUUGGUAGACUACUUGAAAAGACAGGAAUGUGAGACUCCAGAGAGCUGGCUUCAAAUACAAAAUAAAGCUAUUAUACGAGCUGUGAUCUUGGUUCCAACUCAUGAACUGGUUGAGCAGGUUUAUGAUACAAUUAAAAAGUUGGAACCCGUUUUAGGUUUAAAAGCAUUUAGUUGGGAUAUUAAUACGCCUUAUCAAAUGUUUUUAGAUGCUCUAAAAGGUAGAAUUGAUGUGAUGGUGACUACUCCAGGGAAAAUAUUGAGUUUGUUCCGCAUAAACAUGAUUCAUAGGCCGGAUAGAAUACUUUCCCAAGUAAAGUUUUUAGUCAUGGAUGAGGCAGAUACACUAAUGGACCAGUCUUGGGUUGAAGACUCCUACGAGGUAAUCAAGAAAAUGCAGAAUGUCAACCAUUUAUUAUUUUGCAGUGCUACUAUACCUGUGGAAUUCGAGAAAACGAUCAAAAAACUUUUUCCCACAUUUAACGUUUUUGUCUCUCCAAACCUUCAUAAAAUUAAUAAAAAGUCUGAAAUCAAAGUUAUCAAUUCAUCUCUAAACCCUUAUAAGGGUUCUAAGAUUAAGGCUUUGGCACAAACAUUAUAUGCUAUUUUGAAAGAUAAUUCCGAUAAAGUGUAUGAAAAAAGAUGCGUUGUAUUUGUUAAUGAAAAGCAAUCAGUUCAAAGUGUCGUGACAACCCUUAGGGAGAAGUAUGGGCAUGAUGUUCAUGGAUUCAGCAGCACCGAUACUAUUGAGGAUAGGUUAAUAAAGAUUAGGGCUUUCACUCAGCCUCCUAUGCCCUUUGAAAAUCAAUUCAAAGAAAAACCUGUCUCAAACAAUAUAAAAAAGGUUCUGCCGAAUUCGAAUAUUGUACUUGAUAAAUUCGAUCAAAAAGAUACAAACAUGAAACCUGAGAAUAUGAAUCCUUUGAAAGUACUCGUUACCACCGAUUUAUUAGCUAGAGGAAUUAAUUUUAGAGGAGUUAAACACGUUGUUCUCUAUGAUAUCCCAGCAAAAUCUGUUGAUUUAAUUCACAGAGUUGGAAGAACCGGAAGAAUGAAACAAAAAGGUACCAUAUACAUUAUUGGAGACAAAAAACUAAAAGCUUGGGCCAAAGGGUUACCAUCCAUUGUGAAGAAGAACGUUGCAAUUCAAUAG